Molecule: messenger RNA, 1965 nt
Organism: Fopius arisanus
Lineage: Eukaryota; Metazoa; Arthropoda; Insecta; Hymenoptera; Braconidae
Gene: ninaB
Product: neither inactivation nor afterpotential B
Exons: 8
Coding region: 196-1908 (570 amino acids)
Biological process (GO): carotene catabolic process; retinal metabolic process
Molecular function (GO): beta-carotene 15,15'-dioxygenase activity; carotenoid dioxygenase activity
Source: RefSeq, a predicted model, not a curated record
UCGUCGAUCUGACGGCGAAUCGUCGGGUAUCUCCUGAGAGCCAGAAAAAAAAGAUCAGAAAAAUCGGUGAUGGAUUGUACCCACAAGCGAAUCCACCAAAUACUGUCUGCUAUUCUAAAACCUCUGAUUAAUUCGGUAACCGAUAACAAUCGGCAGCCGCCGAUCGAAGAAGAUAGUGAAUAAAUAAACGGGAACAUGAAGGAAAUUUUUAAACAAAUCGACGACUCUUGCUGCAACUUCCAGAGGUACAGGAGAAAUGGGGAUGAAGUGGCUGAUUACUAUCCAAAUUGUGAUCCUUUUAUUUGGAUGAGAUCCUGCGAGCAAGAAGUUCGAGAUCCUAUCACCGGGGUGGUCAGUGGAGAUAUUCCACAGUGGUUGACUGGCACUCUUUUGCGAAAUGGACCAGGAAGUCUCAAAGUUGGGAAUUACCGGUUCGAUCAUCUCUUUGAUAGCUCUGCCCUCCUACACAGGUUUCACGUGUCGAAUGGAAGAGUCACGUAUCAACGGAGAUUCGUCCAGACGGAUGUUUUCAAGAGGAAUCAUCAGGCGAAUAGAAUAGUCCUCACUGAAUUUGGAACCAAGUCCGUUCCUGACCCUUGCCAGACGAUAUUCCAACGGGUAGCAGCUGUCUUUAACAUUGACAACGAAAUGUCGGAUAACUCCAUGAUUUCGGUUUAUCCCUUUGGAGAUGAGUAUUACACAUUCGCCGAAGCUCCAUUCAUCCACAGGAUUGAUCCCAAAACCCUGGAGACUCAGGAUCGAGUUUGCAUUUCGGAUUACGUCGGAGUCGUCAAUCAUACGUCACAUCCUCAUGUUAUUGAUGAUGGAACUGUCUUCAAUGUUGGGUUGAGUAUAACUUCCAGGGGACCAGCCUAUAGUGUCGUGUGUUUUCCAACUGCUUCAAGAGCUGAUAAUGAUACGAACGAUAAGAGCAUGUUUGAGAGAGCAUCAGUUGUUACUAGUCUUCCAGCAAGAUGGAAGUUGAACCCUUCAUACAUGCAUACGUUUGGAAUCACCGAGAAUUACUUCAUCAUCAUAGAACAACCCUUGGCUGUGGGUAUGAUCACUCUGAUGAACUGCAAAAUAAAGAACAAGCCUUUAUGUUCAGCUCUCAAGUGGUACGAGAAGGAAAAUACAUUGAUUCAUGUUUUAUCACGUGCAACUGGUGCCCUAGAAAGAACAUUCACCGCAGCACCAUUUUUUUAUCUCCACAUAAUCAAUCAGUACGAAUCUGAAAAAAGAGAUCACAUCGUAAUUGAUAUCUGCUGUUAUCGCAAUGCCAAAAUGCUCGACUGCAUGUACGUAGAUGCCAUGAGGAAUAUGCACAAGAAUCCGGAUUACUCGAAAUUAUUUCGAGCAAGGCCACUUCGAUUUGUUCUACCGAUGACUGAUAAAAUUAAUCAUGUCGAGUCAAACUGGAGAGAUAAUAUUUUUGAGAGACGAGCCAGCGCUCGUCGACAAUCAGACGGUACUGUCUUCGUCGAGCCGGAAUUAAUCUGCAACUUGGGAUGUGAAACUCCACGAUAUAAUUCCAGAUAUCUGGGGAGACAGUAUCGAUAUUUCUACGCCAUCUCCAGUGAUGUUGAUGUAGAAAAUCCUGGCACGAUAAUCAAAGUGGAUACAUUGAAAAAAACUUCAUUAACCUGGAGCGAGCCAGGUCUUUAUCCCAGUGAACCUAUUUUUGUAGCUCAUCCACAGUCUCAGGCUGAAGAUCACGGAAUAAUUUUGAGUGCUGCGAUAUAUGGAGAAGGAAGGGAAUCGGACGUUUGCCUCUUGAUUCUAGACGCGAAAUCGAUGAAAGAGAUGACCAGAGUGACAUUCCACACCCCAGGAUCCGUUCCAAAGUGUCUGCACGGAUGGUUCACCCUCGAAACUCCUUCCCCAGAUAAAAAUAAUAACAAAAAUUAAAUGUACAGGAGAAAGAACUACUCUCAUUUUGUAUAAUAAAUUAUCGUUGUAUAUUUA